AAGUAUUUGUGGCCAAAGUUUGAACAAAAUUAAACAAAAAUUCUGGCCCCCACUUAACUAAAUUAAACCCAAGUGCUUAAUAAAAAUGUCCACUGAAUUUGGAAGUUGAGUGUUGUUAAAAUGUGUUACAAAAUUCCUUUAGACAAUUGUAUAAGAUAAAUUAAGCCUCGAUGUUCAGCAAUUUCAACUAAGCUAAAAUCAAUACUGCAAUCAACAUAUGUGGAAAAUUAUACUGACUAAAGUUCAAUACGUUAGGUAAAUUAAGUUGUUCAAACAAUUAAAUCGUUUCGAGCUGGCAUCAAAAUUUUCGCCUACGUGCAGUGAAAAAAUUUUCCGAUUUUUAGUAUGUACAUGUACGUGGAAGCGCUCGUAGGCGCCUUGGCGUUGCGCGAAGGCGGAGGUGGUAGUGUUGGGCAAGCUUUUGCCACCCUCUACUUAACGCGCUGCUGUUAACGGCUUUCUGUCACGAACAACAAAUGGCCAACGCAAUGUGCGCACAUAUAAGUAACAAAUCGCCAAAUAUUCUACAGUUCAAGUGUACAAAAUGUCAAAAACUCAAACUCAAAAUGGAGUGCAAAUCAAAUCGAAAUUAAUAACAUUAAGUUGAAAUUACAGUGAAAGCAGCACUAACAGCGUUAUAACAGCCGCAGCCAACUUUGCGGAGGCGAGCUUUUCUCUCUCUCUCUCACACACACACACACACUCUUCUUCUGCCCACCCACGACUUGUAAGCAGAAUGGUUCAAUGAAAGUUAGAAGCGCGGAUAAGGAUAAAAUUCCAACAGCGUCGCUCUCUGGCCUCGAGUAGUAAUAGUAGAAGCCAUAUACCAAUACAAGGACACGCGCUAGAAAUAUAAAAGCUCACACUCAAGGACUGGAAUACGCAGGCAAGGCAACGACAACAACGACGGCGACAUUUACGUUUUACGCGCUAAAUCAACUACGCUCUCUCUGUCUAUGCGAAGUGUGACUGGCUGUAGUUGUAGUUGUGUUAGUAGUGCGUGCGUGUGAAUGAGCGCGCGCCAAUUGCAACAUAUCCAUAUCAGAGAACACAGAGAACAAAGGGAUAAAUACAUACAUAUACAUAUGUAUAUGCCAAUGAGGCAAUGACAGCGCAUAUCAUACUAUCGUGCGUUAAUAAAAUGGACAACGUUGACAAGCUGCUGUCCCAAUCAAUGCCAUGCCAGUUGGCCGGGCCCAUUGAGCGGUCCGCGAAGCUCAACGAUAACGCCAACGCCACUGGCAAUGCCCAUCUCAGCUCCUGUACCAGCGCCAUUUCCUCCAACUUGCUGUACAACAAGGCGCGUCGACGUCGAAGAACUAAAACUGCUGCUGCUGAUGAGGAAAGCACAGCACAUGCGUCGCAACGAAGUCCACUUAUAGUGGAGCAUCGGCGCUCGUAUCGCGUGCUCAUAGUCACGGCUCUGUUGGUCAGUCUGGUAGCCAGCUUUAUAACGAUUAGCGCUGGCUUCCAGCUGGAUGGAUCGCAGAACUCCUUCUAUACCUUUCGCAAAUGGUACACUGGCCUAAAUGGCACGCUGGAGCUGGAGUUUAAGACAGAGCAGCCAAAUGGUCUCGUGCUCUAUACCGACGAUGGCGGCACCUAUGACUUCUUUGAGCUCAAGCUGGUAGAGGGUGCGUUGCGCUUGCGCUAUAAUCUAGGCGGAGGUGCGCAGAUAAUUACCGUGGGAAGGGAACUGCACGAUGGGCACUGGCACAAGGUGCAAGUGAUACGUAAUGAUGAGCAGACCUCGCUGAUUGUCGACGGCGUCUCCCAGCAGCGCUCUACCAAAGGCAAAGAGUUCCAGUUCGGCAAGUUUGCCAGCAACUCGGAUGUCUACGUGGGUGGCAUGCCCAACUGGUACAGCAGCAAGCUGGCGCUACUCGCUCUGCCCAGCGUCAUCUUUGAGCCACGCUUUCGUGGCGCCAUACGCAAUCUUGUCUAUGCGGAUCAGCCCGGCGGAGUGACCAGACGGCAGGAGAUGAAACAGCCACGUGACAUAAAGUGCGGCGAUGCGCCCUGCGAUCACGGCGAGAUGCCUGCUCGUGAAAGGGGCUUGCGGGGCGUUCGUGGGAAUACAACGGAUGCAUGCGAGCGCAACGAUCCCUGCCAGCACGGCGGCAUAUGCAUAUCCACGGAUUCCGGUCCAAUUUGCGAGUGUCGUAAUCUCGAGUACGAUGGCCAGUAUUGUGAGAAGGAGAAGGCGCCAUCUGAAGCAACGUUCCGUGGUACACAGUUCCUCUCGUACGAUUUGGGCCAGACGGGUGCAGAGCCCAUUGUUAGUGCCCAGGAUGCUAUAUCCUUUUACUUUCGCACGCGUCAGCCCAACGGGCUGCUCUUCUACACUGGACAUGGUACGGAUUAUCUUAACUUGGCGCUGCGCGAUGGCGGUGUCUCGUUGACUAUGGGUCUGGCGAAUGGCAAGCAGGAGAUGCAUAUUAAGCCCUCCAAGGUGCGCUUUGAUGAUCAUCAAUGGCACAAGGUGACGGUGCAUCGGCGCAUACAAGAGAUCUCCUCCAUCACCAGCUUCUGUCGGCUGGUUACUGUGGUGGAUGAUGUGUACACGGAUCAUUCUCACAUUGCGGGAAAGUUCACUAUGCUAUCCUCUUCGCGCGUAUAUGUGGGUGGCGCCGUAAAUCCUCGAGCGCUGCUUGGCGCACGUGUUCACAACAAUUUUGUGGGCUGUUUACGCAAAGUAGAGUUCUCGGCAGAUACGCUCAAUCUGAAUCUCAUUGAUUUGGCCAAAAGCGGUUCCAAGCUCAUACAAGUGGCUGGCAAUGUGGAGUAUCAGUGCCCCAGCGGCGACCCCCAAGAUCCGGUUACUUUCACGACGCGUGAAUCUCACUUGGUGCUGCCUCCUUGGGAGACUGGCAAGCAAAGCUCUGUAAGCUUCAAGUUUCGCACUAAGGAACCCAAUGGAAUUAUCAUCCUAGCCACAGGCUCCAAGCAACCGCGUGCUAAAAAUCCCGCUUUGAUUGCCAUUGAGCUGCUUAAUGGUCACAUCUAUAUACAUCUGGACUUGGGCUCAGGAGCUUCUAAGGUGCGCGCUUCCCGGCGACGCGUGGAUGAUGGCGACUGGCAUGAUCUUAUACUGCGGCGCAAUGGACGCGAUGCCAAGGUGAGUGUCGAUGGUGUCUGGAAUGAUUUUCGAACGCCUGGCGAUGGGACUGUGCUCGAACUGGACGGUCAUAUGUACAUAGGGGGCGUGGGGCCCGCCUACAACAGUAUUGCCUGGCCGGCGGCCAUUUGGACAGCAACAUUGCGUCAGGGAUUCGUGGGCUGUUUGCGUGACCUCGUACUCAGCGGCAAGGCAAUCGAUAUAGCAGCCUUUGCACGCGUGCAGGACUCGGCCUCGGUGAAGCCCUCAUGCCAUGUGCAGGGCAACGUAUGCACCGGCAAUCCUUGCCUCAACGGCGGCAGCUGCCUGGAGGGCUGGAAUCGACCCAUUUGCGACUGCUCGGCCACACUCUAUGGCGGACCCAUUUGUGGACGUGAACUGGCCACGUUGGCCUUCAAUGGCAGCCAGCACAUGACUAUUUGGCUGGCCAAUGGACAAGGCACCAAGACACAAACCGAGGAGCUGGUGCUGCGCUUCAAGACCUCACGUCCCGCCGGACUGCUACUGCUUACAAGCGCCGAAUCGAAUUCACCGGAUCGCCUAGAAAUAGCUUUGGUUGCGGGACGCAUACGGGCCAGUGUGCGGCUCAGCGAUCGGGAGAAGAAUCUGCUCGCUGGGCAAUCAGUGUUGAACGAUAAUAACUGGCAUACCAUACGCUUCUCACGCAGAGCUUCAAAUCUGCGCCUACAAGUUGACGGGGCUCCCCCCGUCAGGGGUAUGUUAUCUGAGACAAUACUUGGACGCCAUAGCACUAUGGAGAUACGCUCCAUACACUUGGGUGGUCUCUUCCACGCAGAGGAGGAAAUACAAAUGACAUCCACCAUGCCGAACUUUGUGGGACAAAUGCAGGGACUCAUAUUCAAUGGCCAGCGCUACUUGGACAUAGUUAAGUCUUUGGGUCCUGAACUGUCAGCCUUGCCCAGUGCUACUUUUAAGCUAACAGCACGCUUUGUCAACUCCCCGCCAGGACAGCCAUAUCAUGCAGCAACCUUCCGCUCCAAGCACUCCUAUGUGGGCCUGGCCAUGCUCAAAGCUUACACCAGCGUCUCCAUAGAUUUCAGAUUCAAGACAGUGGAACCCAACGGACUGCUUGUAUUCAAUGGCGGGCGUCGCAACGAUUUUGUAGCUGUGGAGUUGGUUAAUGGGCACAUACACUACACUUUUGAUUUGGGCGAUGGACCAGUCACCAUGCGGGAUAAGUCACGCAUACAUAUGAACGACAAUCGCUGGCAUCAGGUUAGCAUACGCAGGCCCGGACCCAAGACGCAUACGCUGACGGUGGACGACUCCUUUGAGAUUAUAUCGCUGACGGGCAACAAUAUGCAUCUGGAGUUGGCGGGCAUACUCUAUAUAGGUGGCGUCUUCAAGGACAUGUACUCCAAGCUGCCGGGCUCAAUAUCCUCGCGUUCUGGCUUUGAAGGCUGUCUGGCCUCGCUUGAUCUGGGCGAUACGUCGCCUUCGCUUACCAACGAUGCCGUUGUGCCCAGUUCGCUGGUGGUCACCGGCUGUGAGGGACCGACCAAGUGCAGUCAGAAUGCUUGCGCCAAUCGUGGCAUCUGUGUGCAGCAGUGGAAUGCCUAUGCCUGUGAAUGCGACAUGACAUCCUAUACUGGUCCCACCUGCUAUGAUGAGUCCAUUGCCUACGAGUUUGGCAACAACAAGGGCAUGGUCCAGUACACAUUCCCAGAGAGCGCUCAGGUGGAUACGGAAAAUGAUAAUAUUGCCCUGGGCUUUAUUACCACCAAACCGGAUGCAGUGCUGCUGCGGAUUGAGAGCGCCACCACUCAAGACUACAUGGAGCUGGAGAUAGUUGAGGGCAAUAUCUUUAUGGUCUACAACAUUGGCAGCGUGGAUCUACCGCUGGGCGAAAUCGGCACCAAGGUCAAUGACAAUGCCUAUCAUGUGGUGCGCUUCUCACGCAAAGGUGGUAACGCCACACUCCAACUGGAUGACUAUAAUGUUCAGGCGCUUAAUCCGCAAUCGCAUCACUCGACCGUGUUUAACACCAUGUCGAACAUUCAAGUGGGCGGUAAAUUUAGUCGCAACGGUCGCACUAGAAUCGAACGUCCAUUUGCCGGCGUCAUUGCCGGUUUGUCGGUGAACAAAUUGCGCAUCUUGGACCUGGCCGUUGAGCGUGAUCCUCAUAUCACCAUACGUGGAGAUGUUCAAUUGGUAACUGGAGUAUUAGAUAGAAAUGAUCUGCAGAGAAUGCAGCAGACUUUGAAUUCUACUCGACAGACGCCGGCAAGUGGCUAUCCAGGUGCCAUAGAUGAUUUGAUAUUCUCCGGUGCUGGUUCCGGUUGUCGCGGCGAUGAUGAGGACGAAUGCACACCACCCUUCGAAUCGGGCAGUGGCGAUGAUCUCAUAACGCCUGUCUAUGUGCCGCCCACCAAACAGACUACAACCGCCGGGCAGCAGGGCAGCAAUGCGAGCGUUGAUCGCAGCAGCAGCAACAACAGCAACUCAAGCAAUAACAAUGGAACUGAACGUGCCUGCGAUGAUGAGGACUGUGUGCAUGGCUCUGGGGAUUAUGGCGAGACCACAGAGCAAUUCACAUCGACUAGCACGGCCAAGGGUGCAGAGUCCAAUAAUGAGCUGGUUACCGGCUCCACUACAGGACGCAGCGAACUCACCACGGAGCAGCAGCAACACAGCAGCAGCAGCAGUAGCAGCAGCAGCAGUUUAGGCAGCAGCAGCACCAGCAACUAUAUGACCACCAUGUCCAGCGCUGCCGGCAGCAGCAGCACCUACAGCAGCAGCAGCAGCAGUCCCACAAGCAUCGUUGUGUCGACGCAGCGCAGCAGCAGCAGCACCAGCACAACAACAACCAGCAGCACAACUACAACCACCACCACCAGUACUACAACGCCCACGCCCGAAAUUCGCACUACGGCCACAGAGCGUGAUGUUUACAUCGCCAUAGGUGGUGGGAUUGGCUCGGAUGAUCGCGAUCAUGAGCGAAUGCAGCUGCCGGAGGAGCACUUGCCACCUAUGCCACCCCCGUUGCCGCCACAGCCAGAUCCACCACCAUAUGGUCCAUAUGGCAGCAACACUUACAACAGCAACAUGAAUAAUUAUCGUCCCAAGGGCAAAGGACGCGUCAACACCAUUGAGGAGGAGCGCACUGCCAUGAUCAUUGGCAUUGUGGCUGGCAUACUUAUAGCAGUUAUACUGGUUAUACUGCUGGUGUUGUGGCUCAAGUCGAACGGCGAUCGCGGCUAUAAAACAGAGAGCGAAAAGGCCGCCGCUUAUGGCUCCCACAAUCCCAAUGCAGCGUUGCUGGGCAACACCAGCACCAAUGGCUCCUAUCAUCAGCAGCGACAACACCAUCAGGCAGCGGGACAGCAUCAUCCACAGCAGCAGCAGCAGCAGCAGCAACAACAGCAACAUCACAAUAAUGGCGUGGGGGGUGGCAUGAUGUCAAGCGGCAGCGGCUCCUUGGGCUAUGGCAGCGAUGGACGACCUCAGAUGGCGGGUCUAGUGCAGCCAAAGGCCAAGAAACGCGACUCCAAGGAUGUCAAGGAGUGGUAUGUGUAAGCUGCCCAAGCUGAGAAUUGCAUUAGAACCAACAGUGUGUGUCAUUUGUUUGGCUACAACAAACUCUAAAUUAAUUUCGAUUUGUUACUCACAAGUUAAAAAAAAAACCAAAAAUUUACUUAUUAACACCUAAAACAAAAGCUGUUUCUAGUCAAAUGACGCACACUGUGCAUACACCACAUUGACACACAUACCUAAAUGAAAUAUUAUUAAUUAAACACACAUACAACUUGCAAAAGUGUACAAAUGACGAAAGGAUAAUAAUGCAAAACAGUUGAUUGUUUAGGAUUGGCAAUAAAUGUUUAGCGUGGUCAUAAAAUAUAUAUGCAUAACAUAUACAUAGUUAUAUAUCGUACAUAUAA
Messenger RNA from Drosophila busckii, 7017 nucleotides. Its product is annotated as neurexin-1. The record is from RefSeq and is a predicted model, not a curated record. The transcript is spliced from 13 exons. Lineage: Eukaryota; Metazoa; Arthropoda; Insecta; Diptera; Drosophilidae. The coding region runs from base 1106 to 6655 and encodes 1849 amino acids.